Messenger RNA from Lodderomyces beijingensis, 819 nucleotides. The record is from the annotation of a GenBank genome assembly. NCBI's taxonomy places the organism in Eukaryota, Fungi, Ascomycota, Pichiomycetes, Serinales, Debaryomycetaceae.
AUGAAAUUAGACAAAGGUGUAAUCAGUAUAGUGAUUCGAGGCGUUCAAUUGGUAUUGACGAUCAUCUCGUUGGCAUUGGGAGCAGCAGUUUUGAACGCACUUGGGUAUAGCUUUGGUAGGGUGGCCUUUACUGUUGCCGCUUCAGUGCUCACUUUGCUUUACCUUGCUUUUGUUUGCUUUGUUGUUCCCAAAGGUCUCAAUGGAAGAACACCAUCGUUGGUGAUAAUAAUUGGGGAAUCUAUUUUCGCUAUUUUCUACCUUGCUGCCUGGGCCUCGAUUGCCGAUUUCUUCCCUUCAACUUGUGAUUUUGGAGAUAUGUACAGUGCAUAUUACUACGUCGGCAGUUUCUCGGAAAAUGGUUGCCGUUUGUACCAAGCUAUUCUCCCCAUGACGUUGCUCAAUUUCAUUGCUUUUGUUGCAAGCUUGGGCUUGUUCAUUCAUUACAGCUACAUCCCCGAGAUGAAAAGCCAAGGUUUUAACCACACCGUUCAAAUGUCGAGCUACCUUUGGGGCUGUAUCUACCCCGAUGUCGACGGAACUGGAAGAAAAGCCUGGUUUGGCCAAUGGGGAAGCAAGACUGCUGCUGAUGAAGAAAAAGCCGUUGGUGUCGAAGCAGGUGGAGUUGUGGCUGAUGGGCAAGGGGUAGGAGAUGGCGAAAUACAUCCACAAGUAACCAAUGUUGACCAAAUUGAGAACAACCAGAAUGUCGUCGAGAACACGAUCAAUGACACUGGCGCCCCAACCGAUGCUGCUAGAGUCGAGCGUCCACUUGAAGAACGUGCUGCAUCCACUAGUAGCUCUGAUCGCGACCAAAAGUAA